This is a messenger RNA of Populus trichocarpa (black cottonwood), 1490 nucleotides long. Its product is annotated as GDSL esterase/lipase 5. Gene Ontology annotation, molecular function: hydrolase activity, acting on ester bonds. Bases 309 to 1421 code for a protein of 370 amino acids. The record is from RefSeq and is a predicted model, not a curated record. NCBI's taxonomy places the organism in Eukaryota, Viridiplantae, Streptophyta, Magnoliopsida, Malpighiales, Salicaceae. The transcript is spliced from 5 exons.
UUUUUAAUUCAUCUGAUGUUUGAUCUGUCAGAUUUUGCCUAACACAUCCUCUGAAGUCUCUUUCAUCGUGCCAAACCUCAAAAAAGUUGACUACAAUUUCGACACUUGUAAAUCUCAGCUCCUUGUUUUGAACCAAGAACUCCCAUUGCACCCAGUUGAACAAGGUCAGUCUUUUCUUGUAUAUACAUGCGUAUAUGUAUAAUUCUUCAGCCAUGUAAAUGAAGCAAUGGCAAAGCUCCUACAUAUUUAAAGUCAAGCCAUAGACCACAAGUGGUCUCCGUGAUUGAUGAGAGCAAAACGAGUAAGGUAUGGCGAAGAUAAGUCAACACUUCUUGUAUGCUUUUCUUCUUCACGCGGUCCUCAUUUCAGCAAGAUGCCAAGCAACAUCCGAGCAUCCAAAGAAACAUGUUGUUGCCUUCUUCAUCUUCGGUGAUUCAUUUUUAGAUGCCGGCAACAACAACUAUAUCAACACCACAACUCUUGACCAAGCAAACUUCUGGCCUUAUGGAGAAACCUUCUUCAAGUUCCCCACCGGUCGUUUCUCUGACGGUCGUCUGGCACCGGAUUUUAUUGCCAAAUAUGCAAAUCUUCCAUUUAUCCCACCUUUUCUACAACCUGGCAUUGAUCAAUAUUACCAUGGAGUCAAUUUUGCAUCUGCCGGAGCCGGUGCUUUAGUUGAAACAUAUAAAGGGGAUGUGAUUGAUCUUAGAACACAGUUGAGAUAUUACAAGAAGGUGGAGAAGUGGUUGAGACAUAAGCUAGGCAAUGAUGAAGCCAAGAUGACAAUAUCAAAAGCUGUAUACUUGUUUAGCAUUGGAAGCAAUGAUUACAUGAGCCCUUUCUUGACCAAUUCCACUAUUCUAAAGUCAUACACAGACUCCAAAUACGUUGGGAUGGUCAUCGGCAACUUGACAACAGUGAUUAAAGAGAUAUACAAGUUGGGGGGCAGAAAAUUUGCAUUUAUCAAUGUCCCACCACUGGGCUGUCUGCCCACAAUCAGGAAUAGCAACGGUAGCUGCCUGAAAGAAACUUCAUUGCUUUCAACAUUACACAACAAAGCUCUCUCCAAGCUCCUCCGUGAACUGGAGGAGCAAUUGAAGGGUUUCAAACACUCACACUUUGACCUCAACAGCUUUCUUGAACAAAGAAUCAAUCAUCCUUCUCAAUUUGGUUUCAAGGAAGGGAAAUCAGCAUGCUGUGGAACUGGGCCAUUUCGAGGAGUUUUUAGCUGUGGAGGAAAGAGACUAGUGAAGCAGUUCGAGUUAUGUGAAAAUCCUAAUGAAUACGUGUUUUGGGACUCUAUUCAUCUCACUGAAAAGGCUUACAGACAAUUGGCAGAUCAAAUGUGGGGUGGAGGGGUUGGCCACCCUCAUGUUCUUGGGCCUUAUAAUCUAAUGAAUCUAUUCCAAACAGAAACUUAGACUCUGUAUGGCACGUAUUUUCAAGAAUUUCUGAAUUUUUUAAUUUCAAAUUAUUUUUUAUGUUUUUUA